Gavia stellata (red-throated loon) is the source of this 2510-nucleotide messenger RNA. It is a transcript of the gene RETREG3, whose product is annotated as reticulophagy regulator family member 3. The record is from RefSeq and is a predicted model, not a curated record. The coding region runs from base 1 to 1317 and encodes 438 amino acids. Lineage: Eukaryota; Metazoa; Chordata; Aves; Gaviiformes; Gaviidae. The transcript has 9 exons. Gene Ontology annotation, biological process: reticulophagy.
AUGGCGGCGGCGCGGCCCGGCGGGUCCGGCGAGCGGCAGCGGCGGGUGCAGGCGCUGAGCGCGGCGCUGCGGGGCCGCCUGGGGCCCUACGAGCCGCUGCUGAGCGCCGCGCAGGCCGCGCUGGUGUGGGAGCGGCCGGGCCGCAGCGCGCUGUGGUGGGCGGCGGCGCACGGCCUCUUCUGGUUUUUUGCUCUGACUUCUCUUCGCUUGCUGUUCCUGGUUGCAUUUACCCUUAUAGUAGUUGUUUGUCUAGAUCAGUGGAAGAGCAAAAUCUGGCCUGAAAUUGGAGUGGCAAGACCUGACGAAUUAGACAAUGAGAGCUGGGGAUACGUUCACCCUCGGCUGCUCGGAGUGCCAGAACUCUGUCACCAUUUGGCUGAAGGAUGGGUGGCUGGGACCAACUUCUUGAGUAAUCUCUUCAUUUUCAAGAGGCAAAACCCUGGAAAGUUUUGCCUUCUAGUGUGUGGAGUCUUUACUUUCCUGGCUGUCCUGGGCCGGUAUAUCCCUGGACUCUUGCUCUCAUACUUGCUGUUGCUCUUCAUCCUGCUGUGGCCCCUUGCUGUGUACCACAGACUGGGGCAACGCAUGUACAUGAAGCUGGAGCCAGCUCUGCAGCGGCUGGAUUUCAGCGUUCGAGGCUACAUGAUAUCAAAGCAGCGGGAGAAGCAAUUGCGUCGCCGAUCCCUUAAUCAGGAGGCUGUGGAUGAUGGGAGUGACAGUGAAGAGGAGCUUGCCGCAUUCUGUCCCAAGCUGGAUGACUCUGUGGUCGCCAAGGAACUAACCAUCUCUGACUCAGAGCAUUCGGAUGCUGAGGUUUCCUACACUGAAAAUGGGAUAUUUAACCUCUCGAGGGGCCAGACUCCCCUGACAGAGGGAUCAGAAGACCUGGACGGUCAUAGUGACCCAGAAGAAUCUUUUGCCAGGGAUCUCCCCGACUUCCCUUCCAUAAACCCAGAAGCAACUGGCAUAGAUGAUGAAGAUGACACCAGCAUUGGGAUCCCAAGUCUGGCUUACCGCCCACAAGUAACAGAAGAUCUGCAUCUCCCUUACGACCAGGAAGAAUCCAGCACAUUGCCAUCUGUACAGAAUCUUACUAACAACAUAGCCGGAUUUGUCACCAGAGGGAUGAUACAGCUUGCGCUGUCAGGAGCCCCUCAGCCAGGGUCCUCACGCAGCGACAAUUCCCAGAGAGGUGCAAAGACUUACCUUAGAACGGCCAGCUCAGACUUGGACACUGAUGCGGAAGGGGAUGACUUUGAACUGCUGGAUCAGUCUGAGCUGAACCAGCUGGAUCCUGCUGGCUCACGGGGCCAGUAAGCAAUCCCGCCACUUCCCUCUGGUUUUCUAUUGCACAUCGUGGCGGGGAAUCCUGGAAGGAAAAGCCUUGCACAGUUACCUAGAUCAUCUCCUGUGUGAGUAUGAGUGAUGUGACAGCCAGUCCUGGCUGGGAACACCACUGUGACUUGUGACUCUGUAGCCUCGCUUGGAUUUUAAAAUAAACUACACUGGUAAUUCAUAGGAAAAGACGUUGAUGUGAUAGCUCCACAGUCACCCAUGCAUUGCCUUGCACUGUCUGCCAGGAUGCUGUUUGCUCCAAACUUCCUCACCUAAGACAAUAAAUCUGGUGUCUGCAGCUCUAGAGACCACCGGUCAGAUCGACUUAGCAUCGCUGAGGACAAUCUUGAAGCCGACCUUCUGGGGCUCAUGCAUAACCAGGUGAACAGGAUUGGUUUCCCCUCAGAUUUAGUGUCUGGGACUUAAAGACAGAAUAGCGUUAAGACAACCAUUCCCUGCUCCUAAAAUGUGCACAGAAUCCAAGUCGUCUUUCCCAGCAAUAUCCAGCUCUGGGUAGAAACAAACCCCUUGCUCCUGUUGUGGACAUGACGGUGUAUGGGCAUGAUGUUUGUACUUGCAAUGACCACUCAUCUCUGGUUCCAGCUUUCUAGUGAUGCUAUUUUGUAAGAGACAUAAUGGCAAUAAGACAUCUACUGUGAUGACUAGAGUCCUGCAAAGAACAUCUACAUCCGGCAGCUGCUCUCGUGUUGCUUUCCUAGAAUAACAGACUAACAAUUUGCUAAAAUUCCCCUGUGCUCCUCCAGCACACGUUCAGCACGGACGGUGGCAAUACUGCACUUCCCCUGACGCUGCCGCUUGGGAAAUGCUAGGGACGGGAUUUCUGGAGGAGGGAAGAGGUGGAGCUGGUCUGCCCAGCCAGUUUUGUCCUGGCCCUGGGGACAGCCUGCUGCUUCCCAGCCUUGCACAGGUGAGACCCUGCCCGCAGGAGCCGAACGGGGGACGCCAGCCCAAGCCACCAGUGACCGAAGAGCUUGUGCCCAUUCGGUCACGUGAACAAACCAGCAGCCUACAGCCGAGACCUUCCGUCAGCUGGACGGCGCGAGCCCUCCGGCCCCCUGCGUCACUGAGCUUUCCCAUUGCUUUUUCCAAGCCAUAGAACCUGAUUCCGAUCACAUUUGUGCAGCAAAGAACGUACCUCUUCAGGGAAACCCCUU